AUGGCCCUGCAGCUGCUGCUCUGGCUCAGUGCUCUCUGGACGGUGCACGAGGCCGCCCCUCUGGCCCCUGGCAGCUCCCUGCCCCAGAGUUUCCUACUCAAGUGCUCAGAGCAAGUGCGCAAGAUCCAGGUGGACAGCGUGAUGCUGCAGGAGGUGCUGGUAAGGGAGUCACAGUGCACCACCUACAAGUUGUGCCACCCCGAGGACCUGGUGCUGCUGGGGCACUAUUUGGGCAUCCUGCAGGCUCCCCUGGGCAGCUGCUCCAGCCAGGCGCUGCAGCUGGUGAGUGUUGGCAGGGAGGGCAGGCAGAGUGGAGGAGGAGGGUCUCGUGGGGCGGGGGGCAGCAGGGCUGACCCUCCUGCUCCUGCUUGGCCCUCCCAGACCAGCUGCCUGAGCCAACUCCACAGCGGCCUCGUCCUCUACCAGGGUCUCCUACAGGCCCUGGGAGGGAUUUCUCCACAAGCAGCCCCCACGGUGGGCAAGCUACAGCUGGAUGUUGCCGACUUUGCCACCACCAUCUGGCAUCAGAUGGAGGUCCUGGGGUUGGCUCCUGCUGGGCAGCCCACCCAGGGCACCAUGCCCACCUUCACCUCUGCCUUCCAGCGCCGGGUAGGGGGCGUCCUGGUUGCCUCCCACCUGCAGAACUUCCUGGAGCUGGCCUACCGUGUGCUGCGCUACCUGGCCCAGGCCUGAGCAGAGCCUGCCCCCUCCCCCAUUCUAUUUAUCUCUAUUUAAUAUUUAUGUUUAUUUAAGCCUAAUAUUUAAAGACAGGUAGGGUGGAACAGCUACAGACUUCCAGCUCCUUUCCCCUCCAAAUUUCAGUCUCCUGCUUUCAGCAGUGAGCUAAGCUCCUGUCACACAGAGCCCGGGACGGGAGGUAGACAGCUAACUCCCUGUAAG
Molecule: messenger RNA, 900 nt
Organism: Ochotona princeps (American pika)
Lineage: Eukaryota; Metazoa; Chordata; Mammalia; Lagomorpha; Ochotonidae
Gene: CSF3
Product: colony stimulating factor 3
Exons: 4
Coding region: 1-693 (230 amino acids)
Biological process (GO): positive regulation of cell population proliferation; immune response; positive regulation of myeloid cell differentiation
Cellular component (GO): extracellular region
Molecular function (GO): growth factor activity; cytokine activity
Source: RefSeq, a predicted model, not a curated record